CCAAGAAGGACUCGCACGAGGUCAUUGGUGGCCGCGACUCUAAAGACAUCUGACUUGCCGCCGUUCAUACGUGGCGUGAGCCCAAGCACAGGGCACUCUCAAGUUCAACAGCACCUGCAGGAACGAGUAGGACAAGACAUGGCACAGACCAACGGCCACGAUGAGCCUUAUUGGCUGGGACGAGCAACCGAGGAGCAGCAGCGGUUGAUCAAGCAGCACCACAUCUGGACCAAAGCCAUUGGCUACCUUCUCCAUCCCUCCAUCGCCGCGGUCCUGCCAGAGAACGCACGGAUAGCAGAUAUCGGUACUGGCACUGGAAUAUGGAUGACUGAACUCGCGAAAGUCGUCCCGUCCACUUACACAUUCAAUGGCUACGACAUCUCCCCGGACCAAUUCUUGCCAACUGACUCUCUCCCCUCCAAUGUCACACUCGAACUAGGCGACUUCAAGAAGCCAAUCCCAGAAGAGCUGAGGGGCAAGUUCGACCUGGUGAACAUUCGAUUGAUCAUCAUCUCGAUGGGCGUAGGCGUGUGGGAGCCCACCCUACAGAACAUCCUCACGCUCCUCAAGCCCGGCGGUGCUAUUCAGUGGACGGAAGGCAACUUCCUCGAAGCGCGGGGCUUCCGUGGGGCGUCGCCUUCAUCUACGCCAGGACACUUCCUCACCCAGGGACAGAAACAGUUCAACGGUACACUUGUCAAACGCUUCCGAUGGUGUUUUCCACCGGAGUGGCAGAAGAUGUACGCCGAUGCAGGUCUGGAGAGGAUCGAGGAGGACGUGCUGAGCACGGAUCGACUUAUCGAGCAACGGCCUGACUUUACGGAGAUCGGCAUUGGCGCGGUGUUCGGCGCGCUAGCUAAUCUGGCCAAGAUCAAGGAGGAAGGUUACUGGAAUGAGCAAGAGGUCAGUGAGGCGAAGCAGAAGGCGCUCGAGGACAGGACCUCUGGGGCUUAUUUGCGCUGGGACUUGCACGUUACGAUUGGAUUUACGAAGAAGGACGUAUGAACAACGUCGAGCAGCCAGGCCGGAUCUUGGACAAGCGAAGCCGUUGAGCUAUGUGUAUACACAGCACUUUAGUUGAUAGGGAAAAUAUCGAUGGGAGCCUGACAACCUGCAGUAUGUAAUCUCCGACCCUGCAUACGAAACGUGGACUACCGCCUCUCAACCAUGGGUGACUUGCCCCUCGUCUCGCGACCGUUCACCCGCAUUUCCAAACGUCUUCGACGACGUGCAUAUCUGAUUGGCUCGGACCUUUUUUAGAUGCGAAAAUCCUGCUUUCUUGGAUUGAUGUGCCUGCCAAGCGCCACGCGACCCAACGAACUGCAUACCCUGGCGUCUGUCACGAACCAUACUUUGCCUACAUAUGG
This is a messenger RNA of Paraphaeosphaeria sporulosa, 1367 nucleotides long. RefSeq names its product S-adenosyl-L-methionine-dependent methyltransferase. The coding region runs from base 139 to 1005 and encodes 288 amino acids. The transcript is spliced from 3 exons. The record is from RefSeq and is a predicted model, not a curated record. NCBI's taxonomy places the organism in Eukaryota, Fungi, Ascomycota, Dothideomycetes, Pleosporales, Didymosphaeriaceae.